Messenger RNA from Xenia sp. Carnegie-2017, 1604 nucleotides. Its product is annotated as ras-related protein Rab-21-like. Gene Ontology annotation, molecular function: GTPase activity; GTP binding. The transcript has 8 exons. Lineage: Eukaryota; Metazoa; Cnidaria; Anthozoa; Malacalcyonacea; Xeniidae. The record is from RefSeq and is a predicted model, not a curated record. Gene Ontology annotation, biological process: Rab protein signal transduction. The coding region runs from base 168 to 806 and encodes 212 amino acids.
ACUUCCCUUAAUUUCGUUCAUUAUUUGGUAUAGAUUACAAGCUGCAUCUGAGAGAUUUUCAAAAACUUCCUCUUUUCGUGGAAUAUCGUUCAUGCGAACUUCUACAUCACAGCACCGUCUUCACUUUAUUGAUUUUCAUGUUUAUGUAAGCAAGAAUACAAGUGCUAAUGGCUGGUCUUGAUGGGAAAUAUCAAUUUAAAGUUGUACUUUUGGGAGAAGGUUGUGUUGGCAAAACUUCACUUGUACUUCGUUAUUGUCAAGACAAGUUUAAUGACAAACACUUGACCACUUUACAGGCAUCAUACUUAACAAAGAAGCUCAAUAUCGAUGGCAAACGAGUUGGUCUCUCAAUUUGGGACACUGCUGGCCAGGAGAGAUUUCAUGCAUUAGGUCCAAUAUACUACAGAGAUAGUAAUGGAGCAAUAUUAGUUUAUGAUAUAACUGAUGAAGACUCUUUUCAAAAGGUAAAAAAUUGGGUAAAAGAACUUCGAAAAAUUGUUGGAGAUGACAUAUGUUUGUGUAUUGUAGGCAACAAAAUUGAUCUGGAAAAAGACAGGCAUGUUGAUGGUACAGAAGCUGAAGAGUAUGCAAAGUCUGUUGGAGCAAGACAUUUAUUAUCUUCAGCAAAACUUAACAAAGGAGUAGAUGAAUUGUUUCUUGAUCUUUCUAAAGCAAUGGUGGCCACAGCAGAUGCAACUCAAAACAACGGACAAUCAAGAGGGGGACGUGGAGCUUCAACAAAAAGAAGAGGUGUGGAAAUUGUGGACGAACAGCCACCUGGACAAACAAAGAAAGGCUGCUGUUGAAGAAAUGAUGGUAGAAUACAAUGCUUAAACUCUGAUGAUAUAAAUAGGAAUUUGUAUAAUAUAAUUACAACGUCAAGGUUGCAAGAAUUACAUCUCGAAAAGAUAAUUCUUAUGCAACUGCAACCAAUUUACAAAUAGUUAUCCGUGUCUACCAUGGAUAUUAUCUGUCUGCUGAUAAUUUCCCUUCUUUUUCUGAUAUAAAUGAUGUUAUUCAAGCAUUUCCUCCAGUGAAUAUCUAAAAAGAAGAACAAUUAAUAUUGUUACAGCAUGAACAUUUGUUUUUUACUUUAUAACCAAGAAAAACAAACCUUUUUCAAUAAACUUUGGCUGAUUUUAGACUUAGAAUUACGGCUGCCAAUUUCAAUGUUAGUUUUCAUUUCUAUAGUUCUUUCAAAGCGUGGUUUCUUGUUAGGCUGAAGAAAAAGGCAUAUUUAUCAUAUAUAAAUUAAUGUCAAAAAAUUUCAUAAUUUACAAAAGUGCCUGGGAUAUACAUAGGCAACUCCAAACCAUGCUUUUCAUUUUCAAGUUUCAUGAAUGGCUACGUUGUAUGUAUAUUAUCAGGUCAAUUUGUAUUUAUAUCUGCUCACAUGUUGCAUGUGUAUCAACAAACAAAUAUAGUAUAAAAUGAAUGGUUUGAGCUUGGCAGUGACAGUACUUCAAAAUGUAUAAAACAUACCACAUGACACCUUUUUAAGAGGUGCAUUACAAUUGACUGUGUGAAAUGUUUGUUACCGGUAAAUUUGUACCUUGUAUUUACAUUGAUAUUAUGUUAAAACUCAAUGUUUAUUUACCAAAGGA